CAGGGCAGGGCUAAUUAGGCUUGAUGCAGGGCAGGAGGGGAAGCAGAGAGAUACAGACAGUAUACCUGAUAGACUUGACAACACUGGGUGUCUCCAAACACUGCUUGGCUUGAAGAGCAAGUUGGUGUAGUCACUGUGGAUCAUUGAGACCGGCUGAUCAUCAUCAGCAAAGCUAAGACAGACAACUCAUCGACCUGAAAGAGCACACAACGGAAGAGUCAACAUGAGCAGAUGUCUAAUUAGCCAGGCGGAGGUGAAAGGCUUCAUUGAGAGGUGUAUGAUAGCUGUGGGCACCAAGCAGAAUCAUGCUAACAGCCUGGCCGAGGUGCUGGUGGAGGGAGACCACAGGGGCCACUACAGCCAUGGACUGAACAGGAUGGACAUGUAUGUGAAAGACAUCAAAUCAGGAAUCUGUGCCAAGGACGGUGAGCCAGAGAUAGAGAAGGAGAGUGCAGCCACAGCGUUUGUGGAUGGGAAGAACCUCCUGGGCCCUGUGGUGGGAAACUUCUGCAUGAACCUGGCCAUAAAGAAAGCCAAAGAGGUCGGCAUAGGCUGGGUGGUGGCACACGGAUCCAACCACUAUGGUAUUGCUGGAUACUAUGCAAUGCAAGCUCUGAAGGAAAACAUGAUCGGCAUGUCAUUUACCAACACGUCCCCACUGGUGGUCCCCACACGUGGUAAAGAGUGCACUUUGGGCACUAACCCUCUCAGUGUGGCAGCUCCUGCUAAAGAUGGAGACAGCUUUGUCCUGGACAUGGCCACAUCAGCAGCAGCGCUUGGAAAGGUGGAGCUCCAUGAGCGCCGUGGAGACGACAUCCCCGAGGGAUGGGGCUGCGACGCCCAGGGCAAGAUCAGCACAGACCCCAAGAGAGUCCUGAGUGGAGGAGGACUGGUGCCAAUUGGCGGCAGUGAAGCUACAGGAGGGUACAAAGGCUACGGUCUGGGAAUGAUGGUAGAGGUGUUCUGUGGUAUCCUGGCCGGUGCCCAGUACAGCAAACACAUCCGCACAUGGAAAGUAACUGAUCGUGUUGCCAACCUGGGUCAGUGUUUCGUGGCAAUAAACCCAGAGAACUUUGCUCCCGGGUUCAACAACAGGAUGUCAGACCUGCUGUCCAUCCAGAGAGGGUUGGACCCUGCCGACCCUGGUUUUCCUGUUUUGGCUGCUGGAGAUCCAGAAAGGAUGAACAUGGAGAAAUGUGAGAAGAUGGGCGGGAUCCCCUAUCACCUCAAUGUUGUCAACUACAUGAACGAAUGUGCUAAGAAAAUUGGUGUCAGCCCUCUUCUACCAUGUGACAAGCUCAUCUCCAAUUAGACUGCCCAAUGAAGAUCUUUGGAAAUUUAACACUUCUUCUCCUCUUGAAGUUAACAUUGAGCAACCUAUGAAUGCACAUCAUAUAAGCUAACAGUCAUUUUUUAUUGAUUUUAACCAAACAUGCCUGGUAUUUUAAUACGUAUAGUUUGAAUAAAAAACACUUUAACACUUUCUUAAAAUUUGUGACGACAAAGAUGAAAAAUAUCAAAUAUUUUUCCUUUUGAAGGGACUCCUUAAAACAAGUUUUUAAUUAUAUUUUUUGUGUCUUGAUAUGCUGUAUCUACUGACAUUAAAAUGCAUAUUUAAAUAUGUCUUUAAGAUGCUGUAUUUCUGACAGCUAAAUACGCACAUUUUUUGUCUGAAGUUGUUGUGAGUUGUAGCCUUAUGGCUGAAUGUGAGAGGAGAGCUAAAUGCACUGUGGUCUGUUGUCAUUCCCUGUUACUGAGCCAUUUUACUUUGCUCCGACUCUAAUGCAGUGCAAUUUUGUUACUGUACACUAAUCGCUUCAGUGUGAUAUAGAAUUUGUUUUAAUGCUGAAAAUCAUUUUAAAUUGAUCUUAAGAAUAUUUUACUACUUUUAUAAAGUUCAAGCCCUCUUUUUACUC
Messenger RNA from Thunnus maccoyii (southern bluefin tuna), 1916 nucleotides. RefSeq lists its product as uncharacterized. The record is from RefSeq and is a predicted model, not a curated record. NCBI's taxonomy places the organism in Eukaryota, Metazoa, Chordata, Actinopteri, Scombriformes, Scombridae. The transcript has 12 exons. The coding region runs from base 224 to 1312 and encodes 362 amino acids. Gene Ontology annotation, molecular function: oxidoreductase activity.